Messenger RNA from Bufo gargarizans (Asiatic toad), 1032 nucleotides. RefSeq names its product protein ALP1-like. The record is from RefSeq and is a predicted model, not a curated record. NCBI's taxonomy places the organism in Eukaryota, Metazoa, Chordata, Amphibia, Anura, Bufonidae. Bases 79 to 1032 code for a protein of 317 amino acids. The transcript is spliced from 2 exons.
AGCGGAUCCGUCUGUUCCGUUUCCUUCCGUUUGUAAAGGGAAGGACGGAUCCGUUAUUCAAAUUUCAGAGAUAAAAAGAUGCAAUCUGUUAAGCAAAUACUACAAGUGGCUAUAAAAGAAAACCGAAGUUCACUUACCACUCAGAAGUUCCUUCUGCUGAGUGUAAAGAUGAUGCCAGACCAUAUUAGUUUUGGAUUUCAGGCUCUAAUUCUGGUUUCGCGCUGGAGAAGACGUCUUCGAGACAGACAGCGUAGAAAGCGUCGCUAUUGGGUGCAUCCAAUAACCUCUGCAAGAAUAAGAAGGGGAGUUUUUGAAACUCUGUUUCCCGAAUUGAGGAAUUAUCCUGACAAAUUUUUCAAUUACUUACGGAUGACGGUAGAAAGUUUUGAUGAUCUCUUACAACGGGUGUCACCUCACAUUCAAAGACAAGACACCACUUUCCGCCGCUGUGUUUCCCCAGCAGAACGCCUGUUGUUGACCAUAAGGUUUCUUGCAAGUGAAGAAAGUUUUAGCUCGCUCCAUUUCCAAUUUCGCCUUGGCAUAUCGACUGUUUCCAUUAUUGUGAAGGAGACAUGCCGUGUUUUGUGGGAUCAACUUCAUGACAAAUUUAUUCCACAUCCAACUAGACAGCAUUGGUCAGAAAUUGCUGAAAAAUAUUGGGACAUUUGUCAGUUUCCCAACUGCAUAGGUGCAGUAGACGGGAAACAUAUAAGAAUAAUCACGCCCCAAGGAACCGGAUCUGAGUUUCACAACUAUAAGAAAUAUUUUUCAAUAAUUCUAAUGGCUAUCGCUGAUGCAGAAUAUCGUUUUGUUGCCGUCGACGUGGGGGCCUAUGGACGCACCAAUGAUUCCAUGGUUUUUAAAAAUUCUUAUAUGGGCCGUAGUCUAUAUAACAGAGAAUUUGAUUUCCCGCAGCCUCAACCACUGCCAGGUACUGAUGCCCCACCCAUGCCGUUUGUAUUGGUUGGUGAUGAGGCCUUCCAAAUGUGUGGAAAUCUUCUGAAACCUUAUUCAAGCCGCGGAUUAAAUUGA